Molecule: messenger RNA, 1125 nt
Organism: Cylicocyclus nassatus
Lineage: Eukaryota; Metazoa; Nematoda; Chromadorea; Rhabditida; Strongylidae
Source: the annotation of a GenBank genome assembly
GUAGUUUGAGGCGCAUCUAGUGAUGUCUCUCUACGAAUGGCCAUGGUCACCGUAGAUUCUUCCACUAAUGGCAAUCAUCCAUCACCUGCCUUCACUCCUAUUGUUUAUAGUAUGUCUGAUUGACUUUGUUGAUGCAGGAUCAAGCUGCGGCGAGAAGAACAAAACGGUUGGAUAUACAGCACAAAUUACUACAACAACAACAACGACUCAACCUCCGAAUUAUGCUUACAAUCGCCAGUUAGAUAUUAAACCACCGACCCCAUCUACCACCACCACAACAACAACGACAACAACAAAAACGACUACUCCUCCCUACAUCAAUCCCUAUGGGGGUUGUCACAAGUACACCGAUGAAGAAAAACGCCAAAUACUGUCAGACUUGGGAACAUACAAUCCAAUUUUUAUGGCAAUGACACCUGAGGAGGCAGCCCUAAAUUUUGCCCCUGUGUUCAAGAAACUGCGAUAUGGAGACAAACCAUAUCCUGACUAUGAAGACGUCCUCAUCAAAAACGGGAGAACUGAGCGAGUUUGCCGCAGCACUGUAUGUCGAACUCUUUUGGAAAAACUACAGGCUCCUAUAGCACAUGAAGAAUGGCUCAGUGACGAUCAACAAGCACUGUCUGAAUCGAGGAGAUCUAGGAGAGACGAGCAUGAACACCAUCCUCACGAUCAUGUCAUUUCUGGGAAAGGAAAAUGCAGACUAACUAUGAGGAACGAAGAAUGCAAAGCGGCGGGCGAGCUAGUCGGAGGCGGACUUCGACUAUGCACACAGUGCCAGCGCGUAUACGUAGUCAGCUCCAACUGCUCUCCAAGAUUCAUCAAUACAGCGAGAUGUCAGUCUCAUGGUACGACGUGUAUACAUAAUGCUAAAGCUGGUAAAUCUUAUGGCUUCUCGAGGGAAGAUACUUUGCCGAUGACUUUGUUACGAAGUGUUGGAGAUCCUAAAUGUGAAAAGUUUCUAAACGAAGAUUUUGAAGUUAGCAAUUCUUAAUCACUUGUUAUAGCCAUAAUGAUGAGAUGCAGUGAUUCUCAGUUCCUAUGCCGCCAAAGUUUGCCCCCGCAAAAUUUUUCCUUGGGUUAUUCCUUCAAAAUUUAUUUUCUUUCAAUAGAAUACCUGGGAUCGAC